Molecule: messenger RNA, 1881 nt
Organism: Osmerus eperlanus (European smelt)
Lineage: Eukaryota; Metazoa; Chordata; Actinopteri; Osmeriformes; Osmeridae
Gene: cfap418
Product: cilia and flagella associated protein 418
Exons: 6
Coding region: 191-826 (211 amino acids)
Cellular component (GO): cytosol
Source: RefSeq, a predicted model, not a curated record
UAGCCCAGUAGAACUAGCAAUGACUUUGUCUUCCAAUCAGACCGUAACCGUACAGAUUUAAAUCCAGGUUUGGAGAUUAUACUAGUAAGUAUAGGCAGUAGCAAGCAGAGAAGUAAGUCGAUUCCAUGGCAACGACGCCGAUUGUUUGGCCUAUACAGAUACUGUACACUACUAGGGCAUAGACGCAACGAUGGCUGACGAUUUAGACGAGCUUCUUGAUGAGAUUGAAAGUAAGUUUUGUAGCAAUGCUUCACUUUCGCCUCGAGCUUCAUCAGAUGAAUGCCCGGCUCAGAUUCACGCAAAGCAAAUAAAAGAAACAAAGGCAAACAAGAGUUCCUCCUCACCGACAUCAACACAGAGAAGAACCGACAUCGAGGAUAUAAAUGCCCUUAUUGAUGACAUAUUUGAGGACGAAUACGAUUCCCUGGAUCUAAAACAGACAGAGCAGCUAUCAAAUGUGACAAAGACCGAAAAGGGGUCCGUGGCAAAACCAGGAGAAAAAAAAUGCUGUCCAGUUUUCCUGGGUGGAAGCUUGGUUGCAAAUGGUGUUGGGACAGCUAUCUCACAAAGAUCAUGUGACCAGUUGAGGUGUACCUCCUGUGAUUUCCGGAUAGCCAUGUUCGAUGACCAUGAGUGGGACCCCUCUUGUGACUACCUCUUCUUUAGGAACAACAUGCCAGACUGUCUAAAGCUCCGCGCCAAACUGAGGAGGAGGAAAGGGGCGCGGGCGUACGCCUGUCAGUGCAGCUGGCACUCUGCUCGCGACCUGGCCGAUCUCACCAAACAGACCAAGCUCAAGUGGGUCUGCGGGAAACACUCAGCCUGACAGACGUGGAUUAGCCUCCUUAAACAUUAUCUUUCUUAUUUCAUAAGUGAUCAGGAAUCUGUCCUCCGUCAAAAGACAUGCAAACAUAUUUGCUUUAUCUCUAAAACAUCACAGCUGAAGGGCCUCCUGUUCAUCAAGAGUUUGAGUUUAUUUAAGGGGGUCUUUGUCUGAACUUCAGAACGUACUGUAGCUAGCUCAGUUUUAGGACUUGUGUUCGUCAGAGCCAGCUAAAUACACACUGUACUGUGUUAAACAGUGGAUUACCUUGAUAUUGGCACUGCAGUUUGACCUAUUGUCUUAAUUUCCAUGUAUUUCCCAUGUUAAGUGAAGUCUGGGAAUGUGUAGUAUGCAGUAGAAUGUGUUCAGUCCUUCAUGGACGGUAGUCACCGUCUCACGGACGAAUGAUCCAAUGAACCAGGACGAAUUUCACCAAGUGGUCUCGUUAGACAGUUUACCUUUGACCAUAUAUCCAGACCCAAUUUAGCAAGAGAACAAAAUAUUAUGAGAUACGAGCCCAAUAAAUUAUGUUUUACACAGUCCUCAAUGAAACACUUUAGUAUCCAGUCUAAAUUCUAUGGAUGUAGGGUUUGAAAAUAACCCUAAUUUUAAAUAAAUGCAAAUUGCUAUCAGACUUUGUUUGCCUCACAGAAUCAGAAUUUAUACAAUUGUUGGCAGUGUAAAGUCUCCUGGCCUUAUGCCUGAGUUUUUGACAUGUGGUUGCAGUCUUUUUGGUGUGUAUGGGCAUGUGAUUAUAAAUGUAAAUUAUGCCUUUGUAUGGGUUAACUAGUGGUCAAGAACUGUUGGAAGCAGGCUGGUAUGUUUUAAGUGAUGUGGACAAUAAUGAGUUGAAAUUCAAAAUACAUAUUUCCUCUUGCUACUACCUGAACUAUGAUAUAUUUGAGAAAUCUUUACAUCAGAAAUGUUGAGUAAAAACACAAACUAUUUACAACCAAAGAUUACAUGAGAAUUAUUAUGUGCUAGGAUGUCAUGAAAUGUAAUUAUGUAUUGGGCUACUUUAUGAAUAAAUCAAAUUACAAAUAAAUGUUUCAUUGUAU